Molecule: messenger RNA, 498 nt
Organism: Puccinia graminis f. sp. tritici CRL 75-36-700-3
Lineage: Eukaryota; Fungi; Basidiomycota; Pucciniomycetes; Pucciniales; Pucciniaceae
Exons: 2
Coding region: 1-498 (165 amino acids)
Biological process (GO): iron-sulfur cluster assembly
Cellular component (GO): cytosolic [4Fe-4S] assembly targeting complex
Molecular function (GO): protein binding
Source: RefSeq, a predicted model, not a curated record
AUGACCGGUACCAAGCCAGUCAUUGAAGAGAUUACACACCACUCCUCUAUGACUCUUACAAGUGCCCAUACUCAUACCGUUUGGUUGAUCAAUUGGUCUCCCAAGGGUGACCUCUUGGCCUCUGGUUCAUUUGACUCGACAGCUUUGAUUUGGACCAAUCACAAAUUUGAUCAAAGACUCGAUCAAGCCGAUGCUCAGGACUUGGAAGACAAACCAGGAAGAGCUAGAUUGCCCAUCCUUGAUGGUGAGGAAGAGGUCAAAGAGAGCUGGGAGUGUUUGAUGUCACUCAAAGGGCAUGAGAGCGAAGUCAAAGGAGUUGCAUGGAACCGGAACGGAAAUCUGUUGGCAACCUGCUCUUGGGAUAAGAGUGUAUUGAUCUGGGAAAUCCUGGUUGGCAAUGAGUUGCAGGCUCAUCAGAAUGUGAUCCUGGAUGAUGAAGGCUACAAAGUGAUCGCAGUCUUAAUAAGAAGUCAAAUCGGUAUGUUGGUCACCGGUUGA